UAAUUUCUAAAUAACGUAUAAAAUAAUUAAAGUACUGUUAAUAUUGUAGAUUUUUAUUAUUAGAUAAUAUAUAAUAUUUUGUGGUCAUUAGACAUAUUUUAUCUAUCGCGCAUUAAGAUUAAAAGUUAAAAUCUGUUUGAUUCUCAUCACAGAGAUAUAAAAUUGAAAUCCCGGUUAUACCAUUGCAUUUGUUGUCAAGUUGGUACCAUAUUAAGAAGAAGAAGCGGUUUUGUUUGUAAUGUCGUUAGUUAACAUAACCUUAGAUUUUUGUUAAAUAAAAUAAAAAUAAAAUUGACAAAUAUUUUAAUUUUCAAAUAAAAACUUCUUAUAUCUUAUUAUAAGAAGUGAUAAAGCGUUAAAAAAUAUACACAAUGGCCUCAGGAUUGGAUUCUUUUGUAAAUCAUAUGGUUUCAAUAAUAACAGCUGAUGGAAGAAAUUUCAUAGGUACUUUAAAAGGGUUUGACCAGACUAUCAACAUAAUAUUAGAUGAAUCGCAUGAAAGAGUUUAUUCAACUACCUCAGGAGUAGAACAAGUUAUGUUGGGAUUGCAUAUAAUAAGAGGAGAUAAUAUUGCCUUAGUUGGAUUGAUAGAUGAGGAUAUAGACAACAGACUGAAUCUAGCUAAUAUAAAAGCGGAACCACUAAAUCCUGUUGUACAUUAAGAAUAAACUUUUAAUUUAUAAGCAA
This is a messenger RNA of Diabrotica virgifera virgifera (western corn rootworm), 687 nucleotides long. Its product is annotated as U6 snRNA-associated Sm-like protein LSm8. NCBI's taxonomy places the organism in Eukaryota, Metazoa, Arthropoda, Insecta, Coleoptera, Chrysomelidae. The record is from RefSeq and is a predicted model, not a curated record. Gene Ontology annotation, molecular function: RNA binding. Gene Ontology annotation, cellular component: U6 snRNP; U4/U6 x U5 tri-snRNP complex; precatalytic spliceosome. Gene Ontology annotation, biological process: mRNA splicing, via spliceosome. The transcript is spliced from 4 exons. Bases 372 to 662 code for a protein of 96 amino acids.